AUGACGAAGACGUCUAUCGCCUGUAUAGACCGUCUGCUACCCACUCUCACGCUCCUGCACCUCGUUGCGCUCGCUAUGGUCGUCGUCGUUGACUGCAGUAGCAGUAGCAGUAGCAGCUCAGAGCCCGCAUGCGACGACUGCUCGAAAGACACGUCGAGCUCGUUGGAAGGCGUGACGGGCCUCUUGAGCUCGGCCAAGGGCAUCCGAGUGGGCAAAGCCAUGCUGGCGGUCGUGGCCGUGCUGGGCGGACUCGUCGUGUGCUUUGCUGGCUACCGCCUGUUCCGUCCGACCGUGUUCGCCAGUGCGUUUAUCCUCGGCGGACUCUUUGUCGCUGGGAUCAUUGACACGGCGUUCGCGAGUCUCGACUGGAUGCCCACGGCGUCGUGGAUUGGCUUUGCGAUUGGCGGCCUCAUUGCUGGCCUUGCCGUGCUCUUCCUCUACAGUGCCAGUAUCUUCCUGGGCGGAGCCGCUGGUGGCGUGAUGCUCGCGUUCACGAUCAAUACGUCCGUGGGGACGAAGAUUAUCCCGAGCAAUCCGGAUAUUUUGCUCGUGAUUUUGGCGGUCUUGCUCGGUAUCCUCGGUGGGGUCCUGGCGCUGAAACUGGAGAAACCGGUUUUGAUCACGACCACUGCGAUUGUCGGGGCGACUGUCUGUGUCUGGGGCGUGGGCUAUUUCGCCGGCGACUACCCGAACGGCGCCGACUUGAAAGAGUUUGGACGGAAGAACGACGACGGCGACUGGGUGUACGACAUGCCGGACGCGUGGUGGGGCUACUUGGGCGCUACGGUCGUGCUCUUUGUGCUGGGGGUGAGCGCACAGGCCACCAAGACAGCUCGGGGCUACGACCAUGGAGGCACGAAGGAGGGCCACGUGCUGACGAAGAACGCGGGACAUGCGGCUGCGUAG
Messenger RNA from Hyaloperonospora brassicae, 906 nucleotides. The record is from the annotation of a GenBank genome assembly. NCBI's taxonomy places the organism in Eukaryota, Oomycota, Peronosporomycetes, Peronosporales, Peronosporaceae.